UUACACUUCCGUAGACCAUGUUAAGGCUUCUUAUUGGACUAGCACUGCUCCAUCAACUGGAGGGCAGCACCCUCUUCACUCUUCGUCAGGGUAAAAUCUUCGGAGGAAAGUCAGCGUCGGUGAAAGAACAUUCCUUCCUGGUCAAUCUUCGACGCGGUGGCAAGUUCCGUUGCGGUGGCGUCAUAAUCUCGCCCAGCUGUGUUCUCACAGCGGCUCAUUGCCUGGAGGGACGACAUCAACAGCUCCGGGACUUGACCUUACAUGCCCAACAACAGUGCCUUGGCGAUGAGACGCCGCCGGAGCAUGUGCGUUCGGCCUGGUAUGUCGGUGUAGCACCAAACUACUGCCAUCAACGCGGAUUGGACUCCGAUGUGGCGGUGAUUCGAUUGAGUCGUCCCUUUGACAUCGCCGGCAAUGCGAGUCUGGUGAAGAUCGACUUCAAUGACCUGCCACCGCAUUCCAAUCUCACGGUUCUCGGUUGGGGAGCGAUCAACGAGCAGGGUCACAAUUGGAACCAGUGCUUGCAGGUGGCCAAUGUUAGGCUCAUCUCGCAGAGGGAGUGCAUCCAAUCGAUGGGAUCAGGACAGCAGAAAGUGACGACCAACAUGUUUUGUGCACUAGGUGAAAACGCGAGGGAUGCCUGUCAAGGCGACUCCGGCGGACCUACAAUCCACGCUGGUCACUCCGUGGGCAUAGUAUCCUGGGGCUACGGAUGUGGCAGAGGCUAUCCAGGCGUCUACACCCGCCUCAGCAGUCCAGCGAUUACGUACUGGCUGAAGAGCUUCAUCGAGCGACAUUGCUAAAGAUCUAGCAAUCAUUUGGUUUAACCUUUAACCCAAUAAAUAGUUAAUAACGCAGUUAUUCCAUGCAA
Molecule: messenger RNA, 871 nt
Organism: Drosophila santomea
Lineage: Eukaryota; Metazoa; Arthropoda; Insecta; Diptera; Drosophilidae
Product: trypsin alpha-3
Exons: 1
Coding region: 18-803 (261 amino acids)
Biological process (GO): proteolysis
Molecular function (GO): serine-type endopeptidase activity
Source: RefSeq, a predicted model, not a curated record